Molecule: messenger RNA, 372 nt
Organism: Solea senegalensis (Senegalese sole)
Lineage: Eukaryota; Metazoa; Chordata; Actinopteri; Pleuronectiformes; Soleidae
Gene: cimip2b
Product: family with sequence similarity 166 member B
Exons: 3
Coding region: 40-372 (110 amino acids)
Source: RefSeq, a predicted model, not a curated record
UUUAAGCUGCGUUCAGGCUGAGACUCUUCACGCUCCAUCAUGGACAAGUAUGCGCCGAAAUUCAGCAAAGUUCUGGUGACACCUGAUCCACAUUAUGUGCCGGGGUAUACGGGUUAUUGUCCACAGCUGAAGUACAACAUGGGGAGGACGUACAGCCAGCAAACGGCCGAGCUGCUGACCAGUCCUGAUGUGAAACGCUCCGGUCGCCUGGUCCUCCGCACAGGUCACGACCCCUCCUCCGCCUGCACACCUGACACUGCUGCUCUGACACCGAGAGGCGUCUCUGACGGCACCAUGAAGAGGGUGAUACCAGGAUACACAGAGACCAAAACCUCCCCUGACAGCGAUCACAGACAGAGUGAUCACCUAUAA